Molecule: messenger RNA, 2528 nt
Organism: Micromonas pusilla CCMP1545
Lineage: Eukaryota; Viridiplantae; Chlorophyta; Mamiellophyceae; Mamiellales; Mamiellaceae
Gene: LOLT
Product: pyridoxal phosphate dependent aminotransferase
Exons: 2
Coding region: 102-1976 (624 amino acids)
Source: RefSeq, a predicted model, not a curated record
CAAUUUCCAUCUAACUCUGUCCGGAUGUGCAUGAUAGUCAUCCUGUUACGCACUUGAUCGCUAUUCAAACCUUUCCAACGGCUUAUUUAUUGUUUUUUGGCAUGCUAGGCACUGUUGCGCGUCGAAAGCUUCUUGCAGGGAAGUUCGGUGGCGACCUCGUUGCUAGUGAAGAGUGGCGGCCAAAUUGCAACUCAAGAAAUACUCGUGCGCUAGGAACCAAUGCUUCAUUGAAGCGUGUUUACUCUUUACACGUGAUUCCCGAAGCGAUUCCUGGCCCUCUGCUGGGCUCGAAGAGUAUGCGCGACCUUUUCUUUGUACGAGACGAUACGAUUAAUUUCAGUGCUUCUUACGGAACGCCAGUGCUAGAAAAACAAUGGGCAUAUCAUGUCGAAUGCGAAAAAUCACCUCACGACUGGAUGUUGGGUGGAGCUGCUGCUAAAAUGCAGUCAACGCGCAAGAAACUCGCGAGGUAUGUGAAGGCCCGCAAAGAAGACCUUGCACUGGUGGAGAACUGCACCGCAGCGACAACUGCCGUUGUCCGCGCCGUACGAAUACGUCCCGGCGAUACCAUCAUUCAUCUAAGUACUGCAUAUGGAAUGGUGAAGAACUGCAUAGCACAGCACGCCGCAAGUGCUGGAGCAACUGUCCUUGAACUCAAAGUUGACUUAGCCAACAACACCUCACUGCUUACCUCCCACAACUUUUUUCCACUUGAAGUUCGUCUCGGCUUGAUGAUAGAUGAGGUUCAAAAGAAUUGUUCCCGAGUUGCUCUAGUCAGCCUUGACUACAUAGCAUCAUGCCCUGGUGUCGUGCUUCCUGUUCACGCACUAGCACGCCAUUGUAGAGAGCGAAAAGUACCAGUACUUCUUGAUGGUGCGCACGUUCUCGGCCAGAUUCAAAUAGACUGUCAAGCGCUGGAAGCGAGUGGAGUAACUUACAUGAUGGCGGAUGCCCACAAAUGGCUCUAUGCUCCAAAGGGAAGCGCCAUGCUUUGGGUGACUGAGUCAGCACAGGGCAACUGUUUCCCCUCUGCAAUUGGCGCAGUGUGCUCAAACUCACCUACUACAAAUUUCAAGGAAGAAGUUGUAUAUGGGUUAUCCAAGUUUGAAAGACGAUUUCAGUACACAGGUACGAGGGACUACACUCCUUUAAUAUCAAUAUGUGACGCCAUUGACUUCAGGAAGUAUUUGUGUGACUCGGCAAUUUUAGGUUACAACCAUGGCCUGACUGUAUGGGCGCAAGAAUGGCUUGCAUCCCUAUGGAACACUGAAACACUGGUUCCAGCGCGAUACUCUGCGUUUAUGGCUCAUGUCCGAGUCCCUGUUCAUUCGGCAAAAGCGGCAAUGUUGGUAAGCUGCACAUUGAAGGACGAGUGUGCAAUACACACAUUAUCAUUUCCUUUACCUGCUCGUACGCAUUUGUGUGAGACCGAACCAACAAGUUGGGUCAGGCCUUGCAUGCAACUCUUUCUAUGCAGGGCCGACGUCCAAUACUUUGGGUUGAACGUUCUUGAACUCGCCAGAAAAGGAAAUGCUGCCGCAAAGGCCAUGGGCUUUUGGCAAGAAAAAAUGUCAAGCAGACUGAUUUUUUCCCCGACUUCCAGGGUCCUGGCUCACACGGUGACAGUUGGCUUCUCGGUAUCAUCAACAAAUUCUUUACGCCAGGUUAAUGCAAAACCGUGUAAGAAAGUUGCGGGGAGUGACGCCACGUCUCCCGUUCUUGUUGCCUUCGGAAAGUCACGUGCUGUAAUCAGCACACUUUCUGACAGUUUCAGUGGUGCCUCUAUUCCUGCGCUGAAAGAAGAAGAAGAGGUACCGUUUUUACAGAAUGACGAGUCUUUCGAGGAUCCGGCAAGAAAAUAUAGCGAUAGUCAUGACUUCGUGGACGAUUUCUAUGAUAGAAAAAGGAAUUUAUAUCUUGCAAAAUCACCCGUAUCUGUGUUCGAUGUUGGAAAUUUCACUUCUGUGAAGUCUUGAGAAAAUGAAGGACAGUACGGGUUAUUUUCAUCAUCAUUAUUUCGGCGAGGAACGCGAACAAAAAAAUACGUUACAGAUGGAAUCUGAUUUCAUUAAAGAUGAUCUUUGAUGAUCGAUUAGAUUUUCUCUCGAGAAAUUAUGUGCGAGCCUCGUAGAAACAGAAGAUAAGGGCUGGGUUUGAUAGUCCUUUGAUAUUCAGAUAUCAUAGUUUGUAGAUAUUGAUCCUUAGAUAAAUAGGUUACAGGACGAUGGUCUAUAUCAUACCUUAUAUACUUCCAUAACUCUUCCGUGGUACUUUCGUAUAAACAACUUAUUAGGGCUACCUUCAUAAGAGUAUCAAUAAAUAGUACUUUCGUAGGUGGCUAUCCCGACUUAGUCUAUGAGAAAAUAAAAAUGUACACUUUUUUGUGGGACGAGCGAAAUUAAACCGUCGACUUGAGUUAAAAUUGUGCCGGCGAGUUUAGUCGGGGGCCUGACGAUUUACCGAGUACAUUCGUAUGCUGCAUUCAUCACGUUAUCUAUGAGUGUAAUAAAUGAGUACUUUCGUUUAUU